AUGUCUUCGACGGACGACUUCGAUCCAGAGUCCCAGCGGAGAACAUACCAGGCCCCUCACUCUGCCCGCCAUCCUAUACCUACCGUCCAGAAAUACCGGGCCGAACGGAGCGAGUUGAACAAUCAGCAGCAGCAAGCCGAACAGGCCCAGCAUGACGAGACUGACGACUCCACUGUCAAGAGAGCGUAUCAUGCCGCCAAGGGUGUCUUGAAGGGCGAGGAGGAAGGGCCCAAGUCGAGGCACGAUCCUUACAGGUCUCAAAACCGAAACGUCGUGACUCCGGGAGAGCCAGCUGGGAGGAAGGGCCAAGAAGGAGGCGAAGAGCAGGCUCGAGAGGACGAAGAAGAAGAGAGCCAGAGUCAGCAGCAGCCACGAGACGAGGAUGCAGGGGACAACAAGACAGACCAGCCGGGUCAAUCGGCUACCGAGGCCGUUGCAGGCCACCAUGACCCUCGCCAGAAGAGAAAGGACAUGAAGCACAAGAAGCGCAGUGAUGGGGGUAGAGAGGUUACGGACCCUGUGACCCACUUGCCCAUAAUCAUUCGGGACUCGACGCGCAAGGACCUCAAGGCCGUCAACGAGAAUAUCCCCGCGAGCGGAACAGACUCUCGAACCCAGACAGGAGUGAGUGGUGCCAGGAAAUCCCGGGAAGAGCUUGACAAAGAGCGCGAGGAGGCCCAGGACAGUUUGCAUGGUAUGCAAAAGUUAUUCCCGCCUCCGAACUUCGACGACCUCAAGAAUGAGCUGGCGAGGACGUAUGAGCGCGCCAUCACGAUAGGCCUGGCGGGCGUUCUGGGACUACUUCUUCUGGGAGAGAUUGUCGCUCGAGUGUUUGGUGUCAGUCUUUACGAGAAGGGGUCAUCUUUCCAGUCGAGGCUCUCUGCUGCGGCAGUCGUCAUUUUCGUACCAGGCGUCAUUGCGGCUUUCGUGAUCCUGCUGGUCAAAGACUGGCUCGGUAAGAAGGUCGAAGCAAUCUGCAAGGACGAGAUCUGGGAUGCUGCUCGUCAGGAAGAACUUCACACGACUCAAGCUGAAGACGCCAUCCCAGAAUCGGUGGCUUGGUUAAACAAUCUCCUGUCGGCCGUCUGGCCCCUCAUCAACCCAGACCUGUUCACUUCGAUCUCGGACAUGUUGGAGGAUGUCAUGCAGGCAUCGCUCCCAAAAGUGGUGCGGAUGGUCAGUGUCGACGAUCUUGGCCAAGGGAGUGAGGCCUUCCGUGUUCUCGGCAUCAACUGGUUACCUACGGGUGCUGCAAGUCGGUCUGUGGGCGCGGAUGGAAAACUCAAAAAUGCAAGAGAAGAAGGCGCCAAUGAUCGAACAGCCUCCGGGAAGGGUGAGAUAGAGGAUGGUGCCGGUGGCGAGGACAAGAGCAAGUCGAAUGACCAUCAUCAUAACAGCCAGCAAAACGAGCAGGAUGAGCAGGCCAUACGAGAGGGCAUGGAGGCCGAACAGGGCGACUUUGUCAAUAUGGAGCUCGCAUUCGCCUAUCGGGCCCGGUCUUCUGGCAAAUCUCUACAAGCAAAGGCGAAGAAUGCCCACCUGUAUCUCAAAUUCUACCUGCCCGGUGGCAUCGCCGUCCCGGUUUGGGUGGAACUGCGCGGGAUCAUCGGCACAAUGCGUUUGCGACUACAACUCACGCCUGAUCCUCCUUUCUUUAGCCUCUGCACUUUGUCGUUCAUGGGACAACCGCAGGCGGAUAUGUCCUGUGUCCCCUUGUCCCGCCACGCACUCAACUUGAUGGAUGUGCCGCUCAUUUCGUCGUUUGUUCAAUCUUCGAUCGACGCAGCGCUAGCGGAGUAUGUUGCGCCCAAGAGUCUGACGCUGGACCUCAAAGAUAUGCUUGUAGGUGAUGACUUCAAGAAGGACACAGUCGCUCGAGGCGUUGUCAUGAUCUUUAUCAAAUCUGCCAGUGGUUUCAAGGAAGGUGAUGGAGGCUUCGGUCCACUUAAAGGAUCGAGCGACGCAUACAUGACGGUGUCCUGGGGUAAGUUCGGCAAGCCUGUUGCCUCGACGAGGAUCAUUGUCAACGACCAAAACCCAAAUUGGUCAGAGUGGUCACACAUCCUAGUCACGCCUGAAGAGCUCAAUGCCGAUGAAAAACUUCGCCUUCAACUCUGGGAUUCGGACAAAUAUACUGCAGAUGAUGACCUUGGUCGCGUAGAGGUGGAUCUUCGCGAAUUGAUGCAUAGCUCAAAGACCAAAAACCGGAUGUGUGAUCGAGAAGAUCGUUUUGUGGGUGAAGAACCCGAAGAAAAGAUGCCAGGCACCCUUCAAUGGCGAGUAGGUUAUUUCACCAAAACCAGGAUUACAGAAGAGCAACUUGCCAAACAGACGGCCGAUCCGAAUGUCCGAACGAUAGACGACCUCAGGAAACAGGUCAGCGAGACGGCCGAGCACAAGUUGCGAGAAGCCACGGCGCACGACGAGAGCAAGGAAAUCAAACAGCAAAAGGAAGAGGAUUACAAGGAGCGUGAAGACGCUUUGAUCAUCUCCAGCCCUCCACCGGAUGACUAUGUCAGUGGCAUAUUCAGCAUUCAGAUCCACAACAUUACCGGACUGGAGGUACAGGCUUUGCAGAAGCGAGAGAAAAACAGUGGCAACGAUAACCGCGAGGACGAGGCUGAGCAAAAUGACGAUCUGCCCAGCAGCUAUGCGACCAUCAUUCUCAACCAUCAGAAGAUCUAUCGCACCAGAACCAAACCCAAGAAUGCAAAGCCCUUCUUCAACGCUGGCACGGAACGCUUCGUGCCGGACUGGAAGACCGCAGAGGUGAUGAUUUCCGUCCGCGAUAGUCGGGAACGCGAAGACGAUGCUCUCCUCGGGAUGAUCUAUCUCCCUUUGCAAAGAGUCUUCAAGGAAAGGAGCCAGGUCAUGCAGACCUAUCCACUUGUCGGUGGCAUCGGUUUCGGUCGUGCGCGGAUCAGCAUGGUUUGGCGUAGCGUGGAACUGAAACUGCCAAAGGAAUUGCUCGGAUGGAAUUUCGGGACACUGGAAAUCAAAUGCCCCGUCAGAGCGAAGGAGGGAAGAGGGCAUACAAAGGACGACGGUUCAUUCAUCCAGCAACGCAUCAAGUUAAGAACCAAUCUGAUGAGAGCAAAGAUGCACCCUACUGGCUCUGGUGAGGAUGGCGAAUGGAGACCCAAAGGCGACAAAAAAUCCAUCUUUCUUGCCGUGCGCAAACGCUAUUCAAGCUCGUUGAUCAUCGAAUGCCGCAAAUCUCGUCUUGGGCCUGACUCCACGCCUGCCCUGGGGGUCUUCUGGCUCAAAGACAUCCCCGACGAGGAAGAGAAAACCAUUACGGUCAAGCUCUGGAAGGGUGGCAAAGAGGCCAUGCACCGCGCGACCACGAGUUAUGGCUAUUCUGGGAUGGAGGAAAACGAGCAACCACUUGGCGAACUUGAGCUCAUAGUCAAAUUUUGGAGAGGGCUCAGUGGGUACCACAAGAGCUAUGCAAACAAAGCUCGCAAUGCAGAUUUGAGACAGGUAAUGGAGGUGUUGGACACGGCGAAUGAUGAGGGACAGGUCGACCAGUAUGAAGACGAACAUCAUGGGGAGGGAGAGAUCGACGAUGACGAGGAGGGGGACAGUGACAACACCGAUGACGACGAGGAUAGGUCGUCGAGCAAAAGGGACAGAUCCCGCCGUAAACUCCGCACGCACGCCAACGACGACUCGGAUGCCUCGGACUCGGACUCUGGAACGACGUCCUCGACCUCCAAGAACCCACUCAACGGUCCUGCCCGCCUGGUGUCCAAGCCGCUCGGCGCAGUCAGCGCCACGGCUGCCAACCUCCUGGACGUCGACGGACAUAACGACCCCGACGACGGCUCUCGUGGUUUGAGGGCGCAGGUGAGGGAUUACAAGGACCAUCACCGGGAGCUACACAGGAAGCACAGGGGGGUAAUGCAGUGGAGGGGGGCCAGGACGGUGGACUGGAUGAUCGGCAAGGCCAAGCGGGUCGAGGGAGGAGUGGACAGGAUUUUUGAAAGGGACAAAGACGGGCGUGGCGGCGACGGUGUUGAAACGGAGGCAUGA
Molecule: messenger RNA, 4035 nt
Organism: Fonsecaea nubica
Lineage: Eukaryota; Fungi; Ascomycota; Eurotiomycetes; Chaetothyriales; Herpotrichiellaceae
Exons: 1
Coding region: 1-4035 (1344 amino acids)
Molecular function (GO): lipid binding
Source: RefSeq, a predicted model, not a curated record